AUGUCCGAAUACGCCAUUCCAGAAGAAGAUGCGAUUUCUACUGAAGACUGUUGGACGGUGAUUUCGUCGUUUUUUGAGGCCAAAGGUUUGGUUUCUCAGCAGUUGGAAUCUUUUGAAGAGUUCGUGGAGUCGUCCAUUCAGGAGUUGGUUCUAGAAGACAAAAAGUUGAUUUUGGACCAACCUGCACAGCAUAUUACCGAAGAUGAUGACAUCAAUCGUCGUUAUGAGAUCACUUUUGGUGAUAUUUUUCUUUCUAAGCCAUCCCAAACUGAGGCUGACGGUACCACUUCUACCUUACUCCCUCAGGAGGCUCGUUUAAGAAACUUGACUUACUCUGCUCCUUUGUACGUUGAGAUGAAGAAGAUGGUAAAAGAAAGUCUCGAUGAUGACGAUACUACUGCACCUACUGCUUCUUCAUCGUCUCAGGUUCAAUGGUAUAGAGAAGGUGAAAUUACAAAAUACAGAAAUGGCGCUGUCCAUGAUCUAAUCCCCAUUCCAGCAUCUUUCAAUGACGAAGAGGAUAAUGUUGUUGAUGAAAAGCAUGGCACUAAAUUUCACACUAGUGGUGCAGAGACUCAGACUAUUUUUAUUGGUAAAGUGCCUAUCAUGUUAAAGUCCAAGUUUUGUACUUUGUACGGCCUUACCGAGGAUGAGUUGUAUGAAAUUCGUGAGUGUCCCUACGAUAUGGGUGGUUACUUCAUUAUUAACGGCUCUGAGAAGGUGUUGAUUGCUCAGGAAAGAUCUGCUGCCAACAUUGUCCAGGUGUUCAAGAAGCCUCCUCCAUCCCCUAUUUCCCAUAUAGCUGAGAUCAGAUCCGCUUUAGAGCAUGGUUCCAGAUUAAUUUCUUCCAUCCAGGUUAAACUGUCUCGUGGUGGUGCCUCCAGUUUAAAGAGCGGUGGUGUCGGAAGGUCCAUUAUGACCACCUUGCCUUACAUCAAGGCUGAUAUUCCUAUUGUUAUUGUGUUCCGUGCCCUUGGUGUCAUUGAAGAUGGUGAUAUUCUCCAGCAUAUCUGUUAUGACGAAAAUGAUUGGCAGAUGAUGGAGAUGUUAAAGCCCUGUAUUGAAGAAGGUUUCUUGAUUCAAUCUCAAGAAGUUGCCCUUGACUUCAUUGGUCGUAGAGGUAAUGCCGUGGGUAUUAAGCGCGACAGGCGUAUUCAGUUUGCAAAGGAUAUCUUACAACGUGAGUUCCUUCCUCAUAUAUCUCAGGAUUCUGGUUACGAGACCAAUAAGGCAUAUUUCCUUGGUUACAUCGUCAACAGAUUGUUACUAUGUGCUUUAGAGCGGAAAGAGCCCGACGAUAGAGAUCACUUUGGUAAGAAGAGAUUGGAUUUGGCAGGUCCUUUGUUGGCCAACUUGUUCAGAAUCUUAUUCAGAAAGUUAUCCAAGGACAUUUACAGAUAUAUGCAGAGAUGUAUCGAGCGUGGUGAAGACUUCAAUAUCGUCUCUGCCGUCAAAUCGACAACCAUCACCUCUGGUUUGAAAUACUCUCUCGCUACGGGUAACUGGGGUGAACAAAAAAAGGCAAUGAGCUCACGUGCAGGUGUGUCGCAGGUGUUAAACAGAUAUACAUACGCCUCCACGUUGUCGCAUUUGCGUAGAACUAAUACUCCCAUCGGAAGAGAUGGUAAAUUGGCCAAGCCUCGUCAAUUGCAUAACACUCAUUGGGGUUUGGUUUGUCCUGCUGAGACUCCCGAAGGUCAAGCCUGUGGUUUAGUUAAAAACUUGUCUCUUAUGGCAGGUAUAUCUGUUGGUACAUCAGCUGAGCCAAUCAGCUAUCUUUUAGAAGAAUGGGGUUUGGAACCACUAUCGGAUUACGACCCUCAGGAACAUCAAAAUGCCACUAGAGUGUUCCUUAAUGGUGAUUGGGUUGGUACGCAUAGGGAUCCAGGAAUGUUGGUCGAUACUAUGCGUCAGUUGAGAAGAAGUGGAACUAUCUCAUCAGAAGUCUCUUUGGUGAGAGAUAUUCGUGAGAAAGAGUUUAAGAUCUUCACGGAUGCUGGUCGUGUCUAUCGCCCGUUGUUCAUUGUAGAUAAUGAUUUGGAUUCACCCCAUAAGGGAAGCCUCAAGUUGACAAAAGAAGACGUUAGAAAAAUUAGAGACCGUGAAGUUGAAGAGAUUCCUCCGGAUGAAGAAUACGACGAGGAGGGUAACCCCGCAGAGCCAAUUCGCAGAGUGUGUGGAUGGGACUCUCUUCUUAGUAACGGUAUUGUAGAAUAUUUGGAUGCCGAAGAGGAAGAGACUACGUUGAUUGCAAUGUCUCCAGAAGAUUUGCUUCCAAUCAGCAAGCACGAUCUAAGAAGAGAGGUGGAGCUGGAUCCUGCAAAGAGAAUUACGACGCACAUAAACAGUCAUUCGUUCACACAUUGUGAAAUCCAUCCUUCCAUGAUCUUGGGUGUGGCUGCCUCCAUUAUUCCCUUCCCAGACCAUAACCAGUCUCCUCGUAAUACAUAUCAAUCUGCUAUGGGUAAGCAGGCUAUGGGUGUCUACCUUACGAACUAUAACGUGCGUAUGGAUACGAUGUCGAAUAUCUUGUAUUAUCCGCAGAAGCCUUUGGCCAAGACAGCAUCGAUGGAGUUUUUGAAAUUCAGAGAACUACCCGCUGGUCAGAAUUGUAUUGUGGCUAUCGCUUGCUACUCCGGUUAUAACCAAGAAGAUUCUGUCAUUAUGAAUCAAUCUUCUAUUGACCGUGGUUUAUUUAGGUCACUUUUCUUCAGAACCUACAUGGAUCAGGAGAGAAGAAACGGUAUCUCGAUCGUGGAGGAGUUCGAAAAGCCCAUCAGAUCUAACACUUUGGGAUUCAAGGUUGGUACAUACGAGAAGUUGGAUGACGAUGGUCUCAUUGCACCUGGUGUGAGAGUCUCUGGAGAUGACAUAAUCAUCGGCAAGACAGUGCCAAUUCCACCGGACACAGAAGAAUUGGGACAGAGGACAAAAUACCAUACCAAAAGAGAUGCCUCGACACCACUUAGAACUGCAGAGAGUGGUAUUGUGGAUCAGGUGAUGUUGACGACCAAUGCAGAAGGUUUGAAGUUCGUGAAGGUGAGGAUGAGAACGACUAAGGUUCCACAGAUUGGAGAUAAGUUUGCCUCUAGACAUGGACAGAAAGGUACCAUUGGUAUGACUUAUAGACAUGAGGAUAUGCCAUUUACUGCCGAGGGUAUUGUGCCGGAUAUCAUUAUCAAUCCUCAUUGUAUUCCUUCUCGUAUGACUGUUGCCCAUUUAAUUGAGUGUUUGCUAUCUAAAGUGGCAGCUUUGCGUGGAUACGAGGGAGAUGCUACUCCUUUCACAGAUUUAACGGUGGAUGCCGUGUCUAAGUUGCUUAGAGAAAAUGGAUAUCAAAGUAGAGGCUUUGAAGUGAUGUAUAACGGUCACACUGGUAAGAAGAUGAUGGCUCAAGUGUACUUGGGACCUACGUACUACCAGAGAUUGAGACAUAUGGUUGAUGAUAAAAUUCAUGCUAGAGCUAGAGGACCAUACCAGAACUUGACUAGGCAGCCUAUGGAGGGUAGAGCCAGAGAUGGUGGUUUGAGAUUCGGAGAGAUGGAGAGGGAUUGUAUGAUUGCCCACGGUGUUGCUGGAUUCUUGAAAGAGAGAUUGAUGGAUUCUUCGGAUGCAUUCAGAGUCCAUGUCUGUGGUAUCUGUGGAUUGAUGUCUGUGGUUGCCAACUUGAAGAAGAACCAGUUUGAAUGCAAGUCUUGUAAGAAUAAGACUAACAUUUACCAGAUUCACAUUCCUUACGCUGCCAAGUUGAUGUUCCAAGAGUUGAUGAGCAUGAACAUUGCACCGAGGUUAUAUACGCAGAAGUCUGGAUACUCUGUGCGUUAG
This is a messenger RNA of Brettanomyces nanus, 3825 nucleotides long. It is a transcript of the gene RPB2, whose product is annotated as DNA-directed RNA polymerase II subunit RPB2. The transcript has a single exon. NCBI's taxonomy places the organism in Eukaryota, Fungi, Ascomycota, Pichiomycetes, Pichiales, Pichiaceae. Gene Ontology annotation, molecular function: DNA-directed RNA polymerase activity; DNA binding; ribonucleoside binding. The record is from RefSeq and is a predicted model, not a curated record. Gene Ontology annotation, cellular component: RNA polymerase II, core complex. The coding region runs from base 1 to 3825 and encodes 1274 amino acids. Gene Ontology annotation, biological process: DNA-templated transcription.